Molecule: messenger RNA, 1109 nt
Organism: Aspergillus japonicus CBS 114.51
Lineage: Eukaryota; Fungi; Ascomycota; Eurotiomycetes; Eurotiales; Aspergillaceae
Exons: 3
Coding region: 311-991 (226 amino acids)
Source: RefSeq, a predicted model, not a curated record
CUAUCUCUUCCUUACACAAGCACAUGUACACUCUGUGUCUGUCUCUCUCCUCCUCUACUCCGGCUUGAUUCUUGUCUUACAAGUCUUCAGUCUUUGACCUUGGCACUGCUCUGAGCACGAGCACCUAUUGUGAAGUACUCAGUCAUCCAGCAGAUACAUCGCAUCACGCAUCCCGCCCCCCUCACUACACCACCAACUCUUCUUCCAGACAAGCCAAGCUCCAGCCCUUGGACCAAGAGACGCAGACACGUCUCUGUAGCACCCUAACUCUCUAUCUCAAAGGUACAACAUCGUCGUCGACACCAGCACCAUGCGUCAGGAGCGUCUCAACGACGCCGCAAUUGCCCUCCACACUGCCCUGGCCGGCGCGGGCGUCAAAUACGGCACUUUCGGCGGCUACGCCUGCACCCUGCUCGGCAGCCGACGCGAGACGAGCGACAUCGACUGCCUCGUGUCCGCAACCAAGCCCGACAUCCUCACUCUGCUGGACGGCGUCAGCAACUUCACCGUGAUCCCACGCAACCGCGAGGACUACGUAGCUGUGAUCUGGAGUGACAGCGCCAACCAGACCGAGCCGGUCCUGGUGGAAAUCUUCUGUGAACGCUUCCGAGGCUCCCACUACACCAUGUGUCACUGCUACCCGCGCCUCACCCUCGUGCGCGGCGACAUCAUGGGCGUGGGCCUCGUGCAGCACCUGCCGGCCUUCACCAUCUUCAAGGGCAAGCUCCGCGCGGCCGCCACCCGCAGCGAGCCCCACGACGUCUUCGACCUAUGGUGGCUGGCCGGCCGCUUCCAGACGGUCUACACCUACGCGCGCCACCUCAACCUGGACUACGUCGGCUUCGCCAUCAAGCGCUACCCCGGCCUGGAGCUGCUGUUCUUCCUGCUGGGGCUCGACGUCGUCGGCGCCAUGGCUGGCGUCCAGGACAUCGCGCUCAACCAGCUUCCGCUGUCCGGACCCGGCGAUAUCCAGCGUGGCUUGUUGCUCUAGACGGGAUCAGGUCGAGUCACUUGUGGAAGCACCUGUUGAUCUUUUUUUCGUGACUGUGGUCCAGCGGUUGACUUGUACUUGUAAUUCCAGGGUUGCAUCCGAUGGGUGGGAAUUCGGG